Messenger RNA from Caenorhabditis elegans, 1803 nucleotides. RefSeq names its product putative splicing factor, arginine/serine-rich 7 (gene rsp-7). Gene Ontology annotation, cellular component: nucleus. NCBI's taxonomy places the organism in Eukaryota, Metazoa, Nematoda, Chromadorea, Rhabditida, Rhabditidae. The record is from RefSeq and is marked reviewed. Gene Ontology annotation, molecular function: nucleic acid binding; RNA binding.
AGGAAUGUCGGGGGAGGAGAAAGAAAAAGUAAAAAUUCUCCAUGUCGCCAACAUUUCGACAUCGGCUACCAGGGAUCACAUCUACAACAUGUUCAACUAUCUCGGAAAAAUUCAGGAUUUGAAGGUCUAUCCAUCAGAAGGUAAUAUCACAGCUAAUACUCUCCUGAAAACUGCUUUUAUCAAGUUCGACGACGAGCGAUGUGUCGAAGUAGCUCAGCAUCUCACCAACACAGUCGUCAUCGAUUGCGCGAUAGUCUGCCUACCAUAUCCGAAUCCUGUGAUUCCGGACGAGGAGAGUUUUUUCAACAGUGGUGGAUCUACAACGGCUGGUCAGCGACAGCUCCCACCUCACGUCACCAAUAAAAUUCAAGAAUCUGACGAUGGAUCUGCUUUGUUCUACUGGCCACUACCCAAAUGACGAAUGCAGUAAAAUCCCGAAAGCGUAAUCCAGAAAAUCAUCAAAAAACUUUGUUAGUACUCGCCGAAUGAUUAAAUUUUCAGUUUCAGUGUAUCCUCGCCAAUCUAUGCUGCGCAUCGUCGGAUAUGAAAGCAAUUAAAUUUAGAAAUUUUCAAAUUCCUGAUAUUUUAGAAAUUGCAAUAUUUCUAGUUUUCGCGCCGUCUAAUUAUUCCAUUUUUCAGUUGAUUACAGUCGAUCCGACACUGGAGCAGCUCGGACUACCGGCUUAUCCACCUCUACCGGCUGACACGGAUUCUGCCAAAGUCGAAGAAAUUCGAAGAACAGUCUACGUUGGAAAUCUUCCGAAAGGUGUUGAUGGAAACGAGGUUCUCGAACUGUUCAACAUGUAUUUUGGAGAGGUAAUGUACGCCAGAAUGGCCUCGGGACCGGAUGCAUUGCCGUGUGCAUAUGCUUAUGUUGAAUUCUCACAGCAAGCGUCAGUGUGCAAUGCACUUCAAAACGAUGGAUUCGAGUUUAAGGAGAGACCAUUGAAAAUUCAACACUCUCGCGUUGCCAUCAUCAAACCACAAGCCAAAACAGACGAACAAGCUCUUGGAGAAAUCGAGGAAGCGAUUCGGAUGGGUAGAAACGGAGAUGAUCGGGAUCGGCGCCGUUCGCGAUCACCACGUCGUCGUCGUUCGCCGUCACCGCGUCGCAGACGGGAUAGUCGUGAUCGUGACCGUGACAGAGAUCGUGACAGAAGGCGAAGUCGCGACCGAAGAUCUAGAAGUCGUGAUCGUGACCGUGAUCGUGACAGGAAGAGAAGCCGUAGCAGAGAUCGUAAACGCCGCAGUCGCAGUCGUGACAACAAGGAUCGUGAUAGGAAACGGUCGAGAAGCAGAGAUCGCAGAAGACGUUCCAAAUCUCGUGAUCGUAAACGUGAAAGGUCUCGUUCAAGAUCCAAAGAUCGAAAGCGUGACAAGAAGCGCAGUCGAAGCAGAUCACCUGAAAAACGACGUGAUAAGGAAGAUAGAAAAACCGAGAAGAAAGAAAACGAGAAUGAAUCUUCGCUACGUGAGAAGCUUCUCGAGAAAAAGGCCGCCCGGAAAGACUCUUCUGAUGAUGAAUGGGAGGAAAAGCCAACACCGACUAAUGGCGAGGUCAAGAAUGAAGAAAUUGGAAAUGGAGAUGUUGUCAUGGCAUCCGAGUGAUCUAUUUGUUUUAUUGUUUUAAAUCUUAUCUUGUUUCCUGUUCAGAAUCUUGAUUAACCGACCACCUUCAUUAUUUCUGUAUUUUAAUUGUGAGAUAUUCACAUCUUCCUUCGAUCAUUGAUUUUAUUCAAAACACAAAUGUCAUUAUUUAUUUCCGUAACGUAAAAUGCACAAAAAUAAAAAUCUUAAAUGUUU